UGGAGGCAAAGAGAGUGAACAGUUAAAAGUGGAGUGCCACAUCAUGGCCACACGGCCUGACAGGGUGGUCACAUAUACCCCCCAAAGUGUCUUUCCCAUGGCGAUAUCCCCAAGGUUAUUAUGUAACUCAAGAAAAUCCCGCGACGUGCACUCGCUCAUAGACAUUGUGGUGUUAUCGGGAUCACGCACACAAUCGAAUUGCGGAACAGUGGACUAUUGAUAGGUGCGGACACUGCGAUAUCCGGUAUUAUAGUGCACAAGUGCUGGACUGUUAAGUGGCCCGAUCUCUUAGGCUCAGACGAGGAGGAUUCGUGUAUCUCUGGCGAGCCAAGUGGAGGCGCACACAGAAAAAGAGGCGAACUCAGAAGGGGGUUGACCGGGAGUCAGUUGAAAGGUGGAUGAAUGUCUUGGCACAGGAGUUCAACCCACUGGCUGGACUGAGAAGCGGCGGGAAAAAAGAGGCAUUCGGAGGGCGUGCAUAGCAUGCAUACGGGCCAAUAAGGACGAAAAAGAACCCAAGGUACGUAGAGGUGCCCGAGACCGCCGUGACGUCAAUUGGAGUAAGAGCAAGCGAGCAACAGAGACUGUUCCCUGUGCUGUCUUAAAUGAUUCUUCCGUGCAAUUACCAACUGCAGGUAAUCUAUCGCCUGGACGCCUCAUAACCUUGAUUGGCCUGGCAGCAAGUUAAAUGCCAUGUCCUUGUAAGUUCUGGAUCGCAUAUAGAAUCCCAUCAAGAUCCCUUCCGGAGACUGAGUCCCUGCAAUCGGACAGAAAGGUUUACGCCGUCAAGACUUAGAGUUGGGUGCUUGUAUAAAUCAAAUUUUGCCACAGUUUCAAAGAAAGACAUUUUUGAAUUUGUACAUCACACAAGAACUUCACAGGAAGUGAAAUAAUUCCUUGUGCGUUCUUUUUGGUCCACGGGAAGUGAAAAGAAGCGGAGAGACUGUGUUUCGUCAUCUUCCAUUAAACUUGAAUUGCGCUCCACACUCUGUGUUGCACACUGUUCCUCGGGAGACGCGCGAGGGUGCACAAGGGACUAUGCCAAAACACCCAUAGCUGCAGUUUUCGCAAUCAAGCCAGAGGUGGAGAGUCCCUUUUGUAAUCUCCCCAAGAGUCCAAGAUCAAGAACGAGAAGUGAGGACAAUUGUGGGACUGUCGAGGUUGCCAUGCUGUAGUUGCUAUAGUGGUAGACUUAAGACAUAGGCUUGACACAGGAGGUACUCUGUAGUGUUUGUGUUUGCAUAUCCUGUUAUAUAUACCCUGAACGCCUGACUGUGAACAAUUAGUCAGGGUGUGGGUGGGGCUACUUGUGAGUGAAUAGUGUUUCAUGGUUCCUACAUGUACAAGACACUUUGGUGACCACACAGAUUGUCAAUAGAAACGGUGAAUCUAGGUGUACACCUGCAUAGUCCCACACAAGAGACCUUGAUCAUGUUGCGCGAAACCCUGCAGACGCUGACCUGCUUGAGUGUCCUCAGCGGCACCUACUCCCUCCACAUGGCAAGAGACUCAUAUCGUCACGAUGACGUGAGCGACGUGGGCCUGCACACAGUCCAGACCGUCGACGCCCACGGUCGCCACGACGAUCAUCGGCUGCAUCCGCUAGACUUCAUAGGCGCACGCAGUGGCGAUGAGGAUGCGUACGCCGUGGAGCCCACCUUCUCGCACGACGUCCCGCCCAAGGCGCUGCAGGACCUGUUCAACACGGACAGCCUGGACAUGCGGCAGAAGGAGAAGCAGAACAAGCGCACUCCGGGCAAUGCGGGUGGCUCCACAUCCAGCUCCACAUCUGGCAUUCCCAAUCUACCGCCCGUACCGCACAGCAUUGCAAACCAACUCAUGUUGCGGAGCGUCCGUGGACAGAGGCAAUACGACGUGCCGCAAAUAGAAUGUCCGCCAGCGAUGGAUGGCAUGGAGAGGUUCGCGUGUCCGACGCCGGAUCGGCAAGGCCGGUAUCGGUGUAUAGAUGAUCAUGUCUUAUGUGAUGGUUUCAUCGACUGUCCCGAUGGCGAAGAUGAAGACCGACAAGCCUGUAUGUUCUACAAAACGACGAAAGCUCACCUGGAUGUGUUAGCGGACGCCUUGCUGCGAUGGGCCCGAGGGCGCUAAGACGGAACUGAAACUACUGAUGUUAACGUAAAUCAUAAAGAAAAUGCAACCACAUUAAGAGUAAAUACACUAAAAAACCGUAGAUGGGUGUAUUUAGAUGAGAAAAAGAUACAUAUAUGUACAAUUCCAACCAAAAGAAGAAACCCAAAUAUCAAUAAAUCAUUCACAAUUUACACCACACAUUAUACAUUUUCAGUUUGACACUCUUAUCAAAUCAAAAGAAAGAAAGAAAAAAAAACACUGAAUUUGACACUCUUACAAAAAAUAAAGAUGAUGAGAAAAAAAAACGUGAAAUUAUGCACACAAGAAUCUCUCUUACCAAAAGUCAAUCUUAGCAAAAGUUCAUUUUAGGAAUGAUAUAAUCUCAUCAGGAGAAUUGAACCAAAAUAAAAGAAACUUCAACACACCAUCACAAGUUCUGGUAAACUAUGUGACAGGCAAAGCCACACUCCCCUUGCUUGAAAAUGUUUUUCCUCUCUUCACAAAGAACACUUUUUCCCUUUAUGAUUUCCACAUACACUGUCCAUGUAUUCCACACAUCAAAGUAAAAGUAAAAACAUUGUGAGACUUCCUGAAGAAUGGAAAAUAAUAGAAAAAUCACCUCCCUUAUUACUUAUUAAAGUCAGUACGUUAUGUAUAACAUUGUACCCACUAAUGGAAACCUAUUCUCAUGGAUAAGGCAGCUAUCUGUAGAUAAGUAUGAAGAAAAUUUAUUAAAUUAUUAUUACUUUACUAUUUAUAAUGAUAUUAUGAACUUAUCUAUUUAACAAAUUUUGCGAUUAUUAUAAUGAUGAAGUGAAAAGACCUUUAAAAAAAUUAAUUAUAAUGAUAAAAUUACAGAGGAAGAUAAGAAUUUCAAAAAAAAAGGAAAAUGAGAGAGAAAAUCAUAUUGAAAAGAACUAUUAAUGCAUUUCAAGUAUUUUCAAUUGAGGAUGUAAGAAGAAAAAUUAUCUUCAGAUUGAGUUAUAAGAAACUUAUCCUUUCUUCUUCUAUUUCACAUUUUUCAUUCCCUAUUUUUUAUUGUUCAUUUUCUAAGCCAGAUGAUUAAAACUCUCCUAAAACUGACUUUUCGAUAUUUGAUAAAGCAGACUUGACAAUUGGUUGUGGUAUUGAAAUCUUCUAUACAAAGUAAUUUACAAAAAAAAAUGAUCUUUAAAGUAAAAUUGCAAAACUCUAAAGUAAUCCAAUUUACUUGAAUGUAUAAUCAUCUAUCUUGCGGAGCCUUUUUCUUGCUUGGGAAGAAGUGAAGGCGAAGAAGAGUAAAAAUUAAGCAUUGACAUAUUGUUUGGCAAAAUGAUCUUAUACAAAAGUCUGCAUAAACCCUGAAAAAAAGCAAGGUUACUGAUCGUGUUUGGAAGGGGAAUACCUCUAUAUAAUUUUAUUAAUCCCACAUAAAGUCAACACAGUAUACGGAAUAUUAACUGUAAAACCAAUACCAGAAUUUAAAUGACCAUUUUUAUUGCAUUUGACAGAUCAUUUGACGUUGAACUUCUGUUGAUGUUUACCGAAAAGGAUGAGAAACUUAUUAAAAAAAAAACAAAUUGUCAAUGACAAUAAGAAAAGUAAUGUCACAUUUUGAAAGAAACUGAACAUCAAAUGUAAAUAUCUAUUUUUAUAACGAUUUUUAAGCAUUUUUCCACCUUAUUUUGAACAUAAAGCACUCCCAAUGGCAAAUAGUAUAACAAUUUGUCUCCAUGUGAAACACUUAUCAUGAUUUAACACAAAUUUGAAAUGCAUUUUAUUUCUGCAUGUGAAAUUUGUGAAGUAAAUGAAAAUACAGUGUCAAAGCUAAAAACAAAAAUAAUAAAAUGAAACUGAAUGUGAAAGAGAAGCACUUGAAAAAAAAACUAUAUAAUGUCUGUCAUUGUUGUAAUACAAAUCGGCCUAAAAUAUUUUCUUGUUACCUUAAAGAACAGAAGAUUGAUGGAAGAAAGAAUAACAAGGUACAAAUGCUUGCGAACAAUUUCUCAUAGAAUAGAUGAUAUAUUUUUUUGGCCUAUUUUUCUAUAUACUUGUAAUAAAUUUUUAUAUACAAAAUGAUGGUGAAACAAUAUGGCUUAUCUAAAUAAGAAAUAAAAGAAAAGAAAAUUCUCACAGGCCUUAAGGAAAUACUAUUGACAAAAAAAAAGAAUCAAUUAAAUGUGUUAUCAAACUAAAUGUAAACAAAAAAUAUGUAUUUUGUUUGCUUCACAAUUUCACUAUGCUAACAUUUCGUUGAGAAAGGCAAAUUUUUGAAAUAAUUUUUACGUUCUUAAAUUAAUUGAAAUUCUACAACAAACAGAGAGACAAAUCAAUUGUUGUUGGAAAUAAUAGGGAAAAAAGGAGAAGUUAUGGUCUUAUUUUCAGCAAUUUAAUGACUUUGUCAGACAUUUUGUUCAAUUAAUAAGAAGCAAAGAAUGAUGAAACUAACAAUGAAUCACAAAUGUGAGUGAAAAUCGAGAAAGUUCCCCGGCCUUAUCCUCUUGCAUAAUAAACUCAGCUGUCGUUAGACAACUAAGCCAUUUCAUCUGACGAUGUGUUUGAUACACGUGAUUGGUAAAAAUUCUCAAUUUUCUCUGAUAUGCACAGAAUUCACACUAAUGAAGAAAAUCAAAAAUGUCAAUUACUACAAUCAAUUCACAUUGCAUCAACAUUUUUAUCUCUCAAACUUUCCACAUAUAUUUUUUCCGUGGUAUCAUUCUGGUGGAGUUUUAUUUUCUUUGGUUUAAAAAUUCACGAUAUUUCCUCAGAAAUGUCAUUCUCUCACAACUCCUAAACUCGUAAACUUAUAUUAUGUUCGUCUGAUUUUAUGUGAAUCACAUUGAAUUCACACAUACUGAGAUAUUUAUUGACUACCGUUUUCUUACCUCAAACACCGGGAAUUCGGCAAAUUUCAACAUCUUUCGCAAAGAUGUAGGCAAAUUAGGUGCAUCACAUCCGGUUGCGGGUCAGAAAUAAUACAUUUAGAAACUUCAUACAGUACAAUUGUGUCUAUUUAUGGCGUCAACUCUCAUUGGCUUGUUGCAUAAUUUGCACAGUGUUGGCCAAAUAUCCUCAAUUGACCCACGCUUGCAUGCGAUUUUACUACACUCGUCGCCAACAUAUGCCCUUAACCCUCGACACCCCGCCCUUUUAUCUCUCUGGUUGACGCAUAAAAUUGGAGACAAAAUUGGCAAAUAUAUAAAUUUUAUUGCCAUCAGAAAGUGACUGAAUCACACCACACGAAUUCAUCAGUCGCAACACCGAGAUUGACGUUAAUCAUCAAUCUCUAUCUGUGUCCAGUGAUUGCACUGGAGUGGGCGUGAGCAAACACUGGAUGAUGUGAGUCACAAGAUGAUUCUCACGAUAAUCCCUUAUCGUUAAAUGUGGUCUCUGUACAUUCCCAUGGGAUUAAUUACGCGAAAAGCCACGAGACGAUAGAUCAAUAAAUGACAGACAUUUGAUUUAUUUUCAGCCCUUUUGAUUCACGAUGUUUGGUCAAAUUCACCAUCAAAAGGGGUGAAACGUCUGUGCUACAAAUAAUCACAAAAUUCAUAUUUAAAUAAAUAAGAUAUCAAAUUCAGCACUAAAGUAGUCACUUGAAAACCAGAAAAUAUUUCAAGAAACAAAGAAUUUUUGCUCCUUUGAGCACAUUUCAAUGCACACAAAUUGAGCUUUUGUAUUUCCAGAAAUCUCUUCAUCAUGAAAUCCUUAUCAGAACAAGUUUUGACUGGAGUUAUUUUUAUUGGAAAAAAAAUGUCUUCUUAAUCCUCUUUGUGAAAUAAAAAAUCUCCAGAUUUUAAUUAAUAUCUUAUAAAAUGUGGAUUUUGUAAGUUUGAAUAGGACCAAAAAUUUUGGUCUUCUUGACGUAAUUUCGUGAAGAUUCGCCAACAAAUCGUGCUGAAUUUCUCCCCAAAAAGCCAUCAGAAUAGCUUGUGUUGUGAUAAGAUUCCGUCGGAAAUUUAAUCAAAUAUAAAAUGGUAAAUUUCUAAGGCAAACAGAAGAAAUUCGUUGAAUAUGAUUUUCAAAACUGUCUUCAGACAUGAUUUCAUUGAUCAACACUUCGCCAUAGAUAAAUUCCGGCAGGAAUGAGGGGCGAAAGGUCAAUUGCACUCGGGCCACCCCCUGAGCGUGUUGAAUUAAAUAAAAUGGGCUGUGUAAGGGUUGGCAGGCGGGCGACGAAAUGGUCAGACAUCACACAAGUUGAUCAAUUCAGUAAGAAGUUGAUAAGACAGCGAAGGAGGAAACAGCAGAGUGAAAAUUUCACACUUUACUGUGGGUGGAUUUUGCUACACUUUCUCUCAAUACAAUUUCUUCGGGGUGAAAUUGUUUUGAGCAAAAUUUUCCAAUCAACCAACCAUAAUAUAUUCCACAAUAAGUUUAAUUACAAAAGAUAAUAGGAAAUAUGCAAAUAUUAAGGGGAAAUUUUCCAUUGUUAUUAUGUCAGUUUUCAACAUAGAAUCGUUGAAAGCCAUUUUUUUUAUAUGUGUGUUCACAUUUUUGCAAUUCCGUGCGAAAGGAGAGGAAAAUCCAAUUUUCCAUUUAAUCUAUUUCGAAUUUGGCGUUAGUAGUGAAUAAUUUAAGCGCAUUCUGGCAUAAAAGGUCAAAAGAACUGACUAUAAGCGAUGAAUAUAUUCUGCUGUUGAAAGUACGUAUCAAUCAUCCGGCAAAAUGCCAUAAAUAUGAGCCCCAGAAGGCAAAACAGUAGCAAAAAAAGCACAUAUUUCAGUUGAUUGAGCGGAAAGAAGCAUGAAAAAAUAGAACACGCGUGAAGAUUCUGAGCAUUAAACAUUGAAAGAGGCAUCAGAAUGAUUAAAAUUGUGCUACUCUUUGCAUGACAUCUGCAAUGGGUAUUACAAUUCUGGAUCCAUCGCAUAAAAUGUCACCAAUAAUCGUGGAGGGAAUGUAUCAAUUGCGAUAAGCACAAUUUGCGAGAAAGGCCAUCAUCUCACCUUUUCAAAAUAGAUAUUUAUUGCCACAGGUUGGAUCAUUGGCACGCAUUUGCACGUGACGCAAAAAGGUUAAAACACUUUGACCUCUAUGGUCACAUUAUCUGUCCUCAUUUAUAUCAAUAUUGAACACUGGGAGAGGAUGUUUACAAACUUCCGCUUUCAGACACAUAAAACCAUAUUAUAAGACGCUCUACUAUUGACAAUUAUGCUCGUGCUUCGUGCCAAUACACUGGAAUUACUGAAGGGAAAUAUCACCACAAUUGCGCGUCAAUUAAAGGUGUGCACAGCACUCGGUCAGAUCAACAGUGGAAUGCAUAGAAAGUCGAGUCAAAAGCAGAAAAUCUAAUGACGUUCUGAUAUAAUUUAUUUCAUAAUAAAAUCAAGAAGUUUUCAUCAAUUCAUUUGGAAUUAAAUAUUCGUAAGACUUUGGGUUUUAUGUGAAUUUAGUGAAAUGAAUUCUUUUGCUUCAAGUGCCUAAACAGCCUGAACUGUUCAAUUUAUCUAUUUCACAACUUAAUAGACACUUUUGCUGACUACUGUUAUCUGUCUCUGGGGAAAAAUUCAGUUCUCAUGAACACAUCUGAAGAAUUUCUUGGGGAAUUUCCUUGACCAUGCUUCUGUGUGUCGUGUCAAAGGGCAAGAAAUCAUCGGGCUGUGGAAUGUCCUGGGGGAGUACUUAAAUUUCUACUCUCGAUGUCAUAGACAUAAAGUACGUAGGUGUAAAAGUAGUUGUAAUGUGUAUUUACUUGGCAUUAUUAAUCAAGGUGGACUUGAUUGCCAUUAAAGUGAAGAUUAUUAUUAUCGUUGCUGCACCUUUAGAAAUUUAUUGAUUGACGAGGUGAAAUUGAGCGGAGGCUGAGCUCAGUGUUGUAGAAAAGCUAAUGUUUAAAUUGAGAGCGUGAAGAAUCUCCAGUGAAAUGGUAUCGAAUGGUAUUUUUGACGAUUUUUACUCUUUAACAUACACAAAGAAAAAAACCCCGCCAAUUUGGUUCACAAAUACGCGAUAUAAUAAAAUUGAACAUGAAUCAAAAGAGAGACGCAAACUGAUGGUAGAAGAAUUGUUCAUAAUUUUAUUAUAUUCUUUUGGAUAUGAAAAUUGUCGUCAAAAAUAUCUGGAGCCAACGAUACUGUGUCACAAAUGAUUUUUAUGGUAUUGCAUAUCCUGAUGCAUAAGGAAAGUCUGCGGGGGACACCAGAAAGUCCACCGCAAGACAAUGUGGGCAUUUAUUUACAAAACUGAGCUCAUGCUCAAUUCCACCAACGCGCGGCACUUUCUUCGUCACUUCAUAUACUCGUACACAUAAAUAAAUACACAAAAGGGAGACUAUUUAAUGGAAAUUUAUCGCACGUAAGGAAGCCGCACACGCCAAAUUCAAAUGGCUUUUUCAAUAUGUUAUUCGUGAAGAGCGUGUGAGGAGAUUAUUUAGAAGAUUAUAUUAUUAGGAUUAAGGGAAAUAUUUUAAUUGACAACUCCUCCUGGGCAUCCUGUGGCCCACGGGCGGACUCUGCUGGUUGACAGAGCGCAGAGAGAAAACAAUAUUCAUGGCAAUUCCUAAGAAAGAACACAAAGGGAGUAAGAAAGACGUGAGAGAAAUUGAUUUAAUUGCCAGCACGAGUUCUCAGCAUCGCAACAGUCAGAUAUAUUUUGAGCUACACACCGUUUUAUCUCCCAUGGCGGAGGACUGAGAGCCAUCCUAAAAAUGAAAUUCUCAUGUAAUGUCCUCCAGCGUGACGGCAAAUGAGUCCCCAUAAAGAUAAUCCCCAGUGAAGUGUGGGUGUUUCUUGCACCUCAAGGCACACUCUCGCAAGCACUUGCUAUUAUCAAAUGCAGACGAGAGAUUGCAUAGGAUUCAGACUGACGAAUGGAAAAUAUGAACAAGUUCCAGGAAACAGGAACUCCAAUACAUUUUCCGUUUCUCAUACAGCACAAAAAUUUAGUCUAUCUUAUAUUUACACUUAUUAUCAAAUGACGUUGAGAAUAUAAAUAAUAAUAAGAUUUCUUUGGAAUUUUAAUUAUAUUAAUACAGAAUGAAUCUCGCUACAGAAAUAAUUUCUGCUUAAAUCCUAUAAAAAUACAAGCAUUUUUCUCGAGUAAUCAUUUCAAAAAUACACCUUGCAAACAUUACUUGUUUCUGCAGUGAAACACUUCUUUUCAUCUCCACUGUUUCCCAUAAAUCCCACUUCAUCCGGAGUUUGCAAUUCAAUGGAAAUCCCAUGGAGAGGAGCCAUAAAGGUGCAAAAGACCAUAAAACACUCGUUGAGAACACCUUACCGGAGAAAUCACUGUGAAUAAUUGAUGUGUUUUGCGUUUAAAUUCAACGGUGGUCCUUUGAUGACCUCCUGGAAGAUUUCGCGAGUCGUAAUAAAAUAUUGAGCAUCGUGAGGGCGUCAACUAAGAAUAACUCACACGUUGACCCAAAAUAUCCCACGGACUUAUCACUGGCCUAAUGCAAAAUUGAUUGGGCUUCGCUGAAUAAUUAAGCGAAUCCUUUUAGUCGGCCUAAAGACAUCCCAUGAAAGUUAAAUGGAUCAUCUCGUGGGUUCAGUUUCAAACAUGUGUAUAGUUAAAUUGGUGAAACUUUCCUUCGUUCCCAGGGAGAUUUGCCUUUAGGCCGCAGAGAAACUUGAGAGAAUUGCAAUUUUUUUUUCUGUUUGCUUUAUCAAUUCUUUCGUGUUUCCAAACCAUGCGUCUUUGUCCACCACAAGAAUAUUUAUUGGGCGAAAAAGUUUUCGUGUAUCACCAGACAUUUUUCAUACACUGUGAGAAACCAAGGAGUGAUUUUCCACCAGGAAAAAGUCACAAGUAAACAAGAUAAUUGUAUUAACUGAGAAUGACACUAAAAAAAAAUGUUGAUGCAAAGAAUUUCCAUGUGAAGCGAUUCCUCAAGACAUUUUACACGUAAAGACAGAAGUUAUAAGAUAUUAUGCACGAAAAUGCACAAAAUAUUGCACACAAGUGAAUGCACAUUUUAAAAAGUAGGUGAUAAAAAGCACUGUAUAAUGACAAUGAAUCCUCUUAAGUAUUAUUUUUUCCUUCUGUUUCUGCCUUUUUUUUAUUAUUUAAUAAUAAUGAAAAUAGUAAAAAAAAUCCUCUUAAUAUCAUGAAUUCAAUGUAAGAGCAAUAUUUUCAGGCUGAUGAGUUGUUUGAAAUUUCCUCAAUUAUCCUUCAAUUUAUCGCAAAAGAGAAUAAUAAAAGAAUAAUAAUAAUCAACUGAAAAUAUGGAUGUUAAUGUGAAUGUUAUGCACUACCAGUUGUUCAACCCUAUGAGAUAAUAAAGGCACAAUAAUUGUCAUUUACAUAAUGUAAAGCACAUAAUGAAGAGAGAAUACUUAAAAAAAAACAC
Phlebotomus argentipes is the source of this 10363-nucleotide messenger RNA. RefSeq lists its product as uncharacterized. Gene Ontology annotation, molecular function: protein binding; transmembrane receptor protein tyrosine kinase activator activity. Lineage: Eukaryota; Metazoa; Arthropoda; Insecta; Diptera; Psychodidae. Gene Ontology annotation, biological process: positive regulation of MAPK cascade. Bases 1432 to 2109 code for a protein of 225 amino acids. The record is from RefSeq and is a predicted model, not a curated record. The transcript is spliced from 3 exons. Gene Ontology annotation, cellular component: terminal bouton.